CCGGACCUGUGGGCCCGCGGGCUCUCGGGAUAGAGCCUGCUGCGUCCGCCGCUUCCGGAUCGCCCGCGGGUCCCGGUGCGGGAUCCCCGGUCCCCCACGGCCGAGGACUCCGCCCAGCAAACACAGAACUUCUGUUUGCUUCAGCUUAAUACUGAAGACUUGAAAUAAAAGACAAGAAAUGCCUCAUUCCACAAGCAAAGAACUGGUACUUGGCAUCAUGGUAGGAACUGCUGGAAUCAGUCUGCUGGUUUUGUGGUACCACAAGGUCCAUAAACCAAGAGCAGCAAUGAGUUUACCUACAUUUCUUUCUCUGGGGAACUCAUUUGAGUCAAUCACAUUUCAAGAUGGAAAGUGUAAUGAUGAAGGAACAAUAAUGAUCUUUCAAAGAAGGCAACUUCAAAUUCUGGAGAAACUCAAUGAAUUACUGACAAAUGUGGAAGAACUUAAGGAAGAUAUCAGAUUUCUUAAAGAAACUAUCCCAAAGUUGGAAGAAUAUAUACAAGAUGAACUUGGAGGAAAGAUUACAGUUCAUAAGACAAGCCCUCAGCACAGAACUAGAAAGAGAAAGCCCACAACUGUUCAGCCAUCAGCAACAAGUAAUAGUUCAGAAGAAGCAGAAAGCGAAGGAGGGUAUAUGACAGCUAAUACUGACACAGAAGAACAGAAUUUUCCAGUGGCAAAAGCAUUUAACACACAUGUAGAGGAAUUGAAGUUAGAUGUUCUUCUGCAGAAGGCAGAUCGUUUACGCUUGAAUGAAUCUGGCAAGAUGGAAAGUUUUGAACUACUCUGUGAUCACAAAGAAAAGUUUAGAGAUGAAAUAGAGUUUAUGUGGCGAUUUGCCCGUGCUUAUGGAGACAUGUAUGAGCUAUCUACAGAUACACAAGAAAAGAAACAUUAUGCUAAUAUUGGGAAAAGUUUAGGUGAACAAGCUAUUAGUAAAGCACCUACAAAUGGAUACUGCCAUCUGUGGUAUGCAGUUUUGUGUGGAUGUGUAUCUGAGUUUGAAGGCUUACAAAACAAAAUCAACUAUGGACAUCACUUCAAGGAGCAUCUAGAUAUGGCAAUCGAACUUUUACCUGCAGAACCCUUUUUGUAUUAUCUCAAGGGAAGAUACUGUUACACUAUCUCAAAACUGAGUUGGAUCGAGAAAAAAAUGGCUGCUACUCUGUUUGGAAAAAUACCAUCCUCAACUAUACAAGAAUCUUUUCACAACUUCCUAAAGGCUGAAGAACUCCAAUCUGGCUAUUCUAUGUCCAAUUACAUGUAUUUGGCCAAGUGUUGUUUUGAUCUUGAGAAAAAUCAGGAUGCUUGGAAGUUCUGUAACAUGGCAUUAUUACUCCCUAUUGUUUCCAAAGAGGACAAAGAAGCGCAUAAAGAAGUGAAAAAAAUAAUUGCUGCCUUGAAGAGGACGCAUGACUUUGGAAAGCCCAGAUUAUCUCUGCAGCAGUACUCUUGAAAUGAGGAUUUCUCCUGGUGGACAGCUAAGGUCAAGUUCCUGGUACAUUCUGCACUCACAGAUGAAGUACACAAACUGCUGACCUCUCAAGAGACUUUGUGUACAACUUUGGAAAAGUGAAGUUCAGAUCCAGAAAUGUGAAUAGGUUCAACUUCAGAAGAUACUCGUCCAGCUGUCUGUGAUAUUUCUCAUAAAACAUUCACGAAGUAACUGCGUGUUCCACUAAAAUUUUAACAGUUGUGGUGUCCCUGUAAUUUCAUACAAUAAAACAG
This is a messenger RNA of Dipodomys spectabilis (banner-tailed kangaroo rat), 1728 nucleotides long. It is a transcript of the gene Rmdn2, whose product is annotated as regulator of microtubule dynamics 2. Gene Ontology annotation, molecular function: microtubule binding. Gene Ontology annotation, cellular component: spindle microtubule; mitotic spindle pole; cytoplasm. Lineage: Eukaryota; Metazoa; Chordata; Mammalia; Rodentia; Heteromyidae. The transcript has 13 exons. The record is from RefSeq and is a predicted model, not a curated record. Bases 179 to 1456 code for a protein of 425 amino acids.